Messenger RNA from Pipistrellus nathusii (Nathusius's pipistrelle), 2250 nucleotides. Lineage: Eukaryota; Metazoa; Chordata; Mammalia; Chiroptera; Vespertilionidae. The record is from the annotation of a GenBank genome assembly.
AUGCAGACAUCAGAGACUGGGUCGGACACAGGUUCGACAGUGACUUUACAGACAUCUGUGGCUAGUCAAGCAGCAGUGCCUACACAGGUGGUACAGCAAGUACCAGUACAGCAACAGGUACAGCAGGUACAGACUGUGCAACAGGUACAGCAUGUCUACCCAGCUCAGGUGCAGUAUGUGGAAGGAAGCGAUACCGUCUAUACCAAUGGAGCAAUCCGAACAACAACUUAUCCUUACACAGAAACGCAGAUGUACAGCCAAAACACUGGAGGGAAUUACUUUGAUACUCAAGGGAGUUCUGCGCAGGUGACUACCGUGGUCUCAUCCCACAGUAUGGUGGGCACUGGUGGGAUUCAGAUGGGCGUCACGGGAGGACAACUCAUCAGCAGCUCCGGGGGAACCUAUCUGAUCGGCAAUUCAAUGGAGAAUUCUGGUCACUCCGUGACGCAUACCACUCGCGCCUCCCCAGCGACUAUUGAAAUGGCGAUUGAGACGCUGCAAAAGUCUGACGGUCUAUCCACUCACAGAAGCUCUCUUCUCAACAGCCAUCUCCAGUGGCUGUUGGACAAUUACGAGACAGCAGAAGGAGUGAGCCUUCCCAGAAGCACUCUAUACAACCACUACCUGCGACACUGUCAGGAACACAAACUGGACCCGGUCAAUGCUGCUUCUUUUGGAAAAUUAAUAAGGUCCAUUUUUAUGGGACUACGAACCAGGAGAUUGGGAACUAGAGGAAACUCCAAGUACCAUUACUAUGGGAUUCGUGUCAAGCCAGAUUCCCCUCUCAAUCGUCUGCAAGAAGACAUGCAGUAUAUGGCUAUGAGGCAACAACCCAUGCAACAGAAACAAAGGUACAAGCCUAUGCAGAAAGUGGAUGGGGUUACAGAUGGUUUCACAGGAAGUGGUCAACAGACAGGCACAUCUGUUGAACAAACUGUAAUUGCCCAAAGUCAACAUCAUCAACAGUUUUUAGAUGCAUCUCGAGCACUCCCAGAGUUUGGAGAAGUUGAAAUCUCUUCUCUGCCAGAUGGUACUACCUUUGAGGAUAUCAAGUCACUGCAGAGUCUUUAUCGAGAGCACUGUGAGGCAAUAUUGGAUGUUGUUGUGAAUCUUCAGUUUAGCCUGAUAGAAAAAUUGUGGCAAACAUUCUGGCGCUAUUCUCCCUCUACUCCAACUGACGGCACUACCAUUACUGAAUCAAGCAAUCUGAGUGAAAUAGAGAGUCGACUUCCGAAAGCAAAGCUGAUAACUCUGUGCAAACAUGAGUCUAUCCUGAAAUGGAUGUGUAACUGUGACCAUGGGAUGUACCAGGCUUUGGUGGAGAUUCUCAUCCCCGACGUCCUUAGACCUAUUCCUAGUGCCUUGACCCAAGCCAUUCGAAAUUUUGCAAAAAGCCUUGAAGGUUGGCUUUCCAAUGCCAUGAACAAUAUUCCACAGAGAAUGAUACAAACCAAGGUUGCCGCUGUAAGUGCCUUUGCCCAGACUCUGCGAAGAUACACAUCGCUCAAUCACCUGGCCCAGGCAGCUCGUGCAGUGCUUCAGAACACGUCUCAGAUUAACCAGAUGCUCAAUGACCUCAACCGUGUCGACUUUGCCAAUGUCCAGGAACAGGCUUCCUGGGUGUGCCAGUGUGAUGACAACAUGGUUCAGAGACUAGAAACAGACUUCAAGAUGACUCUCCAGCAGCAGAGCACCCUGGAGCAGUGGGCCGCAUGGCUGGACAACGUGAUGAUGCAAGCCCUGAAACCCUACGAAGGAAGGCCCAGUUUUCCGAAAGCUGCCAGGCAGUUUCUGCUAAAAUGGUCUUUCUACAGCUCAAUGGUUAUUCGGGACUUAACCUUACGCAGUGCUGCUAGCUUUGGCUCCUUCCACUUGAUCCGUCUACUCUAUGACGAGUAUAUGUUCUACUUAGUAGAGCAUCGUGUUGCUCAGGCAACAGGAGAGACACCCAUAGCAGUCAUGGGCGAGUUUGGCGAUUUAAAUGCUGUGUCUCCUGGAAAUCUGGAUAAAGAUGAAGGCAGUGAAGUGGAAAGUGAAAUGGACGAAGAACUAGAUGACUCUUCAGAACCUCAAGCCAAGAGAGAGAAAACGGAGCUGACCCCGGCGUUCCCGGUGGGUUGUCUGCAACCUGUUCUGGAGAGCAGCGUGCAGCCCGGCCUGCUGAACCCCAUCCACAGCGAGCACAUCGUCACGAGCACUCAGACUAUCCGGCAGUGCAGCGCCACAGGCAACACUUACACUGCGGUCUAA